AACUAACUUAGAUCCUAAAACACACAAAGUUAGUAAUUUCAGGAACGGUAAAGAUGGUUCCAUUAUUGUCGAAUGCGCCGUUGGCGAAAAUAUUGAUUUAGUGAAAAAUGGCAUUCAAAGCAAUCUGGGUGAAAAAUACAGUGCUGUUGUUCCCACGUCGGUGCCUAGAUUGAAAGUAGUGGGCAUGAGUGAGAAUCUUUCUCCUGAUGUUUUCAUUGACUAUUUAAAGAGUCAAAAUGAUUGCAUCACAAUCAAUGAGGAAGCACACUCGAAGCAUUGAAUAAAUGAAAUUUUCAUUGCAAAAAAUCGUUACGAUUCUCUCCGUGUGUCAGGAACAAUCACGUUUAUAAAUAGGUAGUUUAUUUCGGACGACCUAGUAAGCUGAUUAUUUAGUUCAAUUUGAACAACGAGACAGUGAAGUGUGCCUUAAAAUGAAAAGAAAUCGUAAAAGUAACGAAAACUAUCCGCUUUUAUCCAACACUACUAAUGCAAGAAGAAGUUUUUUUAUGUUGUUCAAAAAUGUGUCUAUCGAACCAGUAGUAUUGCUACAUACAUUUGGAUGGAGUCUUUCAGAACUCCAACUGAUGAACCAAAUCAUUUAUCAGUCAUGUGCGGUAACGUUUGGUACAAAAACAUGUUCUAGUAUGCAAGCAGAGGAUAUAAACAUGUACUUGGAGGAAAUUGUCCAACCAUAUGCAUCUCAGGUUUCAAUGACCAUAGUAAUUCUUUCAUCGGUAAUACCUGCUCUAGCAGCAUUAUUGCUCGCUCCCUGGUCGGACCAGUUCGGUCGAAAGGGAAUAAUAGUCUCUGCUUUGUUCGGAUAUCUGUUUACUAAUUUACUGGUUGCUUUUAUUAGUUAUUUGUCUUCAUAUUAUAUCGUUAGUCCAUGGUUUUAUGUUGUGGCACAUAUUCCUGUGGCGUUCCUAGGAGGCUGUUCCGUUUUUAACGUCGGAGUUUACAGUUACAUACAUGAUAUUACAAAUCAGCACAACCGAACAGUUCGAAUGGGAGUGUUGCAUGGGUGCACAAUGCUUGGAGUAUUGUGUGGAUUGCUAGUAAGCAGAUAUCUUAGUGAAUUUACAUCGCUCUCUGUAUUAUUCAUCGUAUCAGCGUUAACAGCUCUGAUUAGUAUUAUUUACCUCACUGCAGCAUUAGAAGAAAGCACCACCGUCGAUCAAACUUUUUCAUAUAUUGAUAAACUAAAAGCAAUUUUUAACAUAACUUUAAUCUGCAGGAUAAUGACAACUGUUACAAAAACGAGACCACACUUUGAACGCUCUAUUACUUGGCUUUUAAUCGUGCUCGGAGGGCUUGUGGAAUUCGCCUCUGCGGGGCGAGUUUUAUUUUUCUUAUACACACGAUAUGAGUUUCAAUGGAAUACGAACUCAUACAGACUAUGGUUGGCCGCUGAAUUUGCAACAAUAAUGUUAGGAAAUAUGUUUGGAAUUGCAGUUUUGAAAAAAAUGUUCAAAGUAUCAGAUGUUGCUCUCCUCACAAUAUCGACCAUUAAUCACAUAAUUGAUUAUUUAAUCAAAGGUCUAUCAUGGCAGGAUUGGCAAUUAUAUUUAACCAUUCUGACACCACUGAAAGGAACCGAUGGAGCUGCGGUUAGGUCUAUUCUUUCCGCUAUACUGCCAAAAGAAGAUGUAGGAAAAACAUACGCAAUUGAUUUUUGCAUGAAAGCUGUAAUGCCAAUAUUAUCGCUCUUUUCUCUCACCUAUCUCUAUAAUUAUACCAUUGACCGUGCUCCUUCGCUUUAUUUACUAGUAAUUGGGGCAGUGUUUGGAGUGAAUUUGCUGAUAAUCGGAAUAAUUCACUUUUUGAUGGUGCUACGUGAAAAGAGUAUCGGAAACAUUUAAUCAUCGAAGGCAUUGGAAAGCUAUGUUUGUGACCUAUAGUAUCAUUUGUUCGUGUUAGAGCCAAAAAAACAUUAAAAUUACAGUUACUCAAGUGAUGACGCUAACUAUAGCAUCAUUUAACUUUUUAAAAACAAAAAUCAGGAAACUGUAUACAACGAAAUUGUAGUUUAAUACCUCCACAGGCGAUGCUUUGAAUUGCCACACAGCCAACAUGCUGUAACUACAUUACCUUAUUAAUUCAGUACCUAGGUUGGAGACAUCUGUAAAACUUAUACCAUGGUGUGUUUAAUUAUGGUGAAAUGGUAUGUUAAAAAGCAUAAUUAUAGGGAUACCAUCCGUCCUGAUUAAAAGUCCAA
Messenger RNA from Wyeomyia smithii (pitcher-plant mosquito), 2215 nucleotides. Its product is annotated as proton-coupled folate transporter-like. Gene Ontology annotation, biological process: transmembrane transport. The coding region runs from base 432 to 1859 and encodes 475 amino acids. The transcript is spliced from 5 exons. Lineage: Eukaryota; Metazoa; Arthropoda; Insecta; Diptera; Culicidae. The record is from RefSeq and is a predicted model, not a curated record. Gene Ontology annotation, cellular component: membrane. Gene Ontology annotation, molecular function: transmembrane transporter activity.